This is a messenger RNA of Thermothelomyces thermophilus ATCC 42464, 1122 nucleotides long. RefSeq lists its product as uncharacterized. Bases 354 to 992 code for a protein of 212 amino acids. Lineage: Eukaryota; Fungi; Ascomycota; Sordariomycetes; Sordariales; Chaetomiaceae. The record is from RefSeq and is a predicted model, not a curated record. The transcript is spliced from 2 exons.
GUGCUACAUGUAACGCAUACUGACCAGGUGACCAGGCCGCGUCUAUCCCUGAGGGCCAGAAUGAGCUGAAGCGGAAUCAGCUGCGCGAGCUGGCCGCCCUGAACGGAACACUUCGUGACGACGAGAACCAGGCAUGCCAGAACUGCGGCCAGAUUGGACAUCGCAAGUAUGACUGCCCGGAGAGACAGAACUUUACGGCCAACAUCAUCUGCCGUGUGUGCGGCAACGCCGGGCAUAUGGCUCGUGAUUGCCCCGACAGACAAAGAGGUGCUAGCUGGCGUAAUGACGGUCCUCGGUCGGGUGCUUCCCGCUUGGGUGGCGGCGAUGCCGUAGAUCGCGAGUACGAGCAACUCAUGCAAGAACUCGGCGGUUCCGGCGCGGCUCCCGCGCGUAUUGAAGCAGGGCCCGGCUCCCAUGGUCCUUCUGGCGGCGGAGGCGAUGCUCGGCCCUGGGCACGCGGCCCGACUGGUGGGCCUGCUCCUUGGCGUAUCAGGAACCACGACCGGGACAACGAGGGCGGCGCCCCGACUGGCCCCUCCGGAGGGCCUGCACCGUGGGCGCGUGACCGCGACCGCGACCGCGACCGCGACCGCGACCGUGGCUAUCGCGGGUUCGAUGGCCGUGAUGGAGGUGAUAGCUACUACCCUGGCGGCCACGGCUCCUAUGGCGGUGCCCCUACUGCCCCGGGCACCGCUCCCUGGAACCAGCCCAUGGGUGCUCCGGCCGCAUACCCCGGAUACCCGGGUUACGGCGGUUACGGCGCCCCUGGUGCGCCCCCGGGAGUCGGGGUUCCUCCCCCUGGCUUGCCCCCUCCGCCUCCUCCGCCCCCUCCUGGUGGCGCGCCGCCUGGCCUCCCUGGUGGACUAAACGCCCUGAUCAGUCAGUACGCUAAUGCCGUACCGCCUCCGCCCCCUCCGCCCUCUGGGGAUGCUCCUCCUCCUCCUCCACCGCCGCCGCCCGCAGACCUGCCACCACCUCCUCCAGGUGCUUAAGGGUAGACGCUAGCGGACUAACUUGCUGCGAUGCAGUAUUUUGCCGGGUAGUAGAAUGCUACUGACCGAUAGGCUGUUUCCUGUUUUUUUUCCUCUUUUUUUUCCUCUUUUUUUUCCUCUUUGCAAAUGG